Messenger RNA from Ceratitis capitata (Mediterranean fruit fly), 2269 nucleotides. Its product is annotated as phenoloxidase 2. The record is from RefSeq and is a predicted model, not a curated record. NCBI's taxonomy places the organism in Eukaryota, Metazoa, Arthropoda, Insecta, Diptera, Tephritidae. Gene Ontology annotation, molecular function: oxidoreductase activity. The coding region runs from base 44 to 2122 and encodes 692 amino acids. The transcript is spliced from 5 exons.
CUGCAACUCGUGUAACUAAGAAUUCUCUAAUUUGCAUUCUAAUAUGUCUAGCGCACAGAAUAAGAAGGCCUUGGACCUGCUCUUCCAACAUCCUUUGGAGCCGGUGUUCGCAACACGUGAUAACGGCAAGGCAAUACUCGAUGUGCCAGACAGUUUUUACACCGAGCAAUAUGCCGAAGUCAAGGAGGACAUACAAAAUCGUUUUGGCGAAGAGGUCGAUGUGAAGAUACCCAUUAAAGAUUUGCGACUGAAACCAAAUUUGGAUUUCACCAGCUUACUCACCAAACGCAGCCAGUUCUCACUCUUCUAUGCACCACAUCGACGCAUUGCCGCACAGUUGAUACAAUUGUUGCUGGAGCCCAACAACGAAGAGGAUUUCAUUGCAUUGGCUGCUUAUGUGAAGGAUCGUGUCAACGCUUUCCUCUUCCAAUAUGCCUUCGCCGUGGCUGUGCAACAUCGCAAGGAUACCGCUGGCUUUCAGGUGCCAGUGAUUGUAGAACAAUUUCCGAAGAACUUUGUUGAACCAUCAGUGUUUCAAGACGCACGCGCCGAGGGUAAAUUGGUACCUGACCCAGGUAAUCGGCGACGCAUCGAUAUUCCGCAAAACUUUACCGCCUCCGAUCGUGAAGAGGAGCAACGUUUGAGCUACUUCCGUGAGGAUAUUGGCGUUAACAGUCAUCACUGGCAUUGGCAUUUGGUCUAUCCCGGUUCGGGUCCCGAGGAAGUUGUGCGCAAGGAUCGGCGCGGUGAACUCUUCUACUACAUGCAUCACCAGCUGAUGGCACGUUAUAAUGUGGAGCGAUUCUGUAACGCUUUAGCUAAGCUGCAGCCUUUGAACAAUAUACGUGAACCCGUCGAUGAAGGUUACUUCCCGAAAAUAUUGUGCAGUCUCAAUAGUCGCACCUACCCGGGACGUGUGUCCAAAACGAAGUUAAAAGAUAUUGACCGUGAUGGACGUGUGUUAGAAUUGGCUGAUAUUGAGCGUUGGAUUAAUCGUGUAGUGCAAGCUAUCGAUCAAGGUUACGUAACAGAUUCUCGCGGCAACAACCUUCCACUGGACGAAGUUAAGGGCAUCGAUUUACUCGGCGAUAUUAUUGAGUCUUCCGACCUCUCAGUCAAUUCUGGCUUCUAUGGUGAUCUGCAUAAUCAGGGACACAAUGUCAUUUCAUUUUCACACGAUCCCGAUAAUCGCUUCUUGGAGGACUUUGGUGUUAUGGGCGAUGUUACAACUGCUAUGCGAGAUCCCAUUUUCUAUCGCUGGCAUGGUUAUUUGGACGUGCUUUUCAAUCGUUUUAAGGAGAAGUUGCCUCUCUAUGGGCCACAGGAGUUGGGUUAUGAUGGCGUGACUGUACAACGUGCUGAUGUGCGUAUCAUAAGCGCAUCGAAGAAUAUCAUAAACACACUGCUAACCUAUUGGGAAAAAUCCGAUGUAGACUUGGCUGCCGGUCUUGAUUUUGGACCAGGUGGUAGUGUUUAUGCGCUAUUCACACACUUGCAACACUCACCAUUCGAAUAUUUGAUUGAGGUGAAUAACAAUACUGGCGCACCGAAGCGAGGCACUUGCCGAAUUUUCCUCUGUCCCAUCACUGAUGAGCGUGGCACACCAUUAAGUUUGAAUGAGCAGCGUCAGCUUGCUAUCGAGCUGGAUAAGUUCACCGUGAACUUAAUGCCUGGCGUCAAUAAAAUCAAUCAAUCCUAUGACAAUUCCAGCGUGACCAUACCCUAUGAGCGUUCCUUCCGUCGCAUCGGCACCGGACACUUGCCAAAUGAUCCCCAGAAAUUAGCAGAAUUCCGUUUCUGCGGCUGUGGUUGGCCCGCACAUAUGUUAUUGCCAAAAGGUAAGCCUGAGGGUAUGCCAUUCGAGCUAUUUGUUAUGAUCUCUAACUAUGAAGGCGAUGCAGUGGUACAAAGAAAUAAUGCUCCCGAUGUUUGUGGUGAUGCUGCUUCAUUCUGCGGUCUCAAGGAUAAAUUGUAUCCCGAUAAGCGUGCCAUGGGUUAUCCUUUCGACAGGCGCUUACCAGCUGAUACAUUGACAGCAUUGACAGACAAUUUCAGUAACAUGAAGAAGACACCGAUCAAGAUACUCUUCCGUAAUGAGGUCGUCGAUAGGAAGCGUAAUUAGGGCAUUAGCGAUGGGAAUUAAAUAGAGGAGUUUAAUUUCUAUUUGAAAUUACUAUUAGCUCCCAAAUUUUAUAAUUUAACUCUAAUUUACUGUUAAUUCUUAUGCAAAACGUCAUUCGAAACUCUAUGAAGAGAUUUACAAUAAAAU